AUGGAAGGGUUUCCAGAGGUUGCCAGUGAGAUUCAAAGCCCUGUGGGUGCCGUGAUCUUCCUAAGCUUGCCUUUAGAGAAGUGUGCUGUCAAAGCUUCAGGAGGCCGCCAGCUUCUGACAAAGGAGCUGAACUGCAAGGUGGCUACCAACAGCAAGCUGGUGCAGAGUGGCAAGAGCGAGAUUUUGGAGCUCCGGCGCACCAUGCAGGCCUUGGAGAUCGAGCUGCAGUCCCAGCUCAGCACGAAAGCAUCCCUGGAGGGCAACCUGACGGAGACAGAGAACCGCUACUGCAUGCAGCUGUCCCAGAUCCAGGGGCUGAUCGGCAGCGUGGAGGAGCAGCUGGCCCAGCUUCGCUGCGAGAUGGAGCAGCAGAACCAGGAGUACAAGAUCCUCCUGGACAUGAAUACGUGGCUGGAGCAGGAGAGCGCCACCUACCGCCACCUGCUGGAGGGCGAGGAUGCCCAGUGAGUGGGGGAGCCUGGGGUCAGGGCUGGGGGCCUCUUGGCAGGGGUGGGGCUCU
Messenger RNA from Nomascus leucogenys (northern white-cheeked gibbon), 520 nucleotides. Its product is annotated as keratin, type I cytoskeletal 17-like. Gene Ontology annotation, molecular function: structural molecule activity. The record is from RefSeq and is a predicted model, not a curated record. Bases 1 to 468 code for a protein of 155 amino acids. Gene Ontology annotation, cellular component: keratin filament. Lineage: Eukaryota; Metazoa; Chordata; Mammalia; Primates; Hylobatidae. The transcript has 3 exons.